CCCAUGCAUUUUCCGAAAUUAUAAUAUAAUACCGCGACCACCCGAUGGCAUCCUCCUGACUCUGCAAUCCACAGCCAUCACACGCCCAACUCGUGUGUCUGCGCAUCGGCCCUCAACGUGAUCACACGGUCUCGUCUUGUUCGCUCCAAGUCGUCACCAGUCUCCGUCCGUUCCACCCACACCCUCCUUUCCGACCCCCAGCAUGGCUUCCCGCAUGAUGCCCCUCCGAUCCCGCCUGGCUGCUGGCAGCAGCAGGGCAGCGGCUCGUCCCUCGACCACGGCCUCGUCCGCGCAGUUCUCGACCCCUCGUGUCAUCCGCCGGCAGCAGCAGAGUCGUGGCUAUUCUUCGCAAGGUCCCAAGUCUGGCGGCGCCAUCAAGUUCUGGCCCUUCUUCGCCAUCAUUGGUAUCGGUUCCGCUGGUUACGUUGGCCUUGUCAACCGUCGCAAGGAGAUGCCUCCCACCGACGACACCGCCCAGCUCCCGGCCCCGGCCAAGUCGACGCCCACCUUCUCUGGUGAUGAUGUGACUGUCCUCUUCGUUCUCGGAGGACCCGGCGCCGGCAAGGGCACGCAGUGCGCUAAGCUCGUCGCGCAGCACGGCUUCACCCACCUGUCGGCCGGCGAUCUCCUCCGCGCUGAGCAAGAGCGUCCCGGCUCCCAGUUUGGUGAUCUAAUCCGCGACUACAUUAAGAAUGGCCUCAUCGUACCCAUGGAGGUGACGGUCCAGCUCCUCGAGAAUGCCAUGACCGAUGCUCUCCAAAAGUCUGGCGGCAAGAAGGGCAAGUUCCUCAUCGACGGGUUCCCCCGCAAGAUGGACCAGGCGCACAAGUUCGAGGAGACGGUCUGCCCUGCCAAGAUGGUGCUCUUCUACGAUGUACCCGAGGAAGAGAUGGAGAGGCGCCUGCUCGAGCGCGGCAAGACCAGCGGUCGCGCAGACGACAAUGCCGAGAGCAUCCGCAAGAGGUUCAGGACCUUUAUCGAGACGAGCAUGCCCGUCGUGGAUUACUACGAGAAGGAGGGCAAGUUGGUCAAGAUCAACGGUACCGUGCCUCCUGACACCGUCUUUGCCAAGACCCAGAAGGCUCUGACGGACCACCUUGGCGCUGGCUACUAAGGGUUGGAUUUUCGGAGCAAAGGAAUGGAUUAAUGGGCGUGAGGGUUGGGAAUACGUGGGAUAACCAUCGCACUGGGGCAUAGACUAUAUGGGCACAAGACUAGACUGAGGCCUUUCACGCUGCCAAACGCUGGCUUUUCAUACUUACUUAUGUUCUUUUAGAUUUAUUUAGGGCUUCUGUAUGGAUACGUGGCUCAGGAGCUGCGAGAUGCAAUUGUACUCAAUAUGAUGAUUGAAGGAACCCU
Emericellopsis atlantica is the source of this 1359-nucleotide messenger RNA. Its product is annotated as uridylate kinase. Lineage: Eukaryota; Fungi; Ascomycota; Sordariomycetes; Hypocreales; Bionectriaceae. Gene Ontology annotation, molecular function: UMP kinase activity; ATP binding. Gene Ontology annotation, cellular component: cytoplasm; nucleus. The transcript has 2 exons. Bases 203 to 1114 code for a protein of 303 amino acids. Gene Ontology annotation, biological process: CDP biosynthetic process; 'de novo' pyrimidine nucleobase biosynthetic process; UDP biosynthetic process. The record is from RefSeq and is a predicted model, not a curated record.